GCCCCAGAACUACAUCUCCCAGAAGCGCCGGAACUACGUCCCCCAAAAGCGCCGGAACUGCGUCCCCCAAAAGCGCCGGAGCUGCGUCCCCCAAAAGCCCCGGAACUACGUCUCCCAAAAGCCCCGGAGCUGCGUCUCCCAAAAGCCCCGGAGCUGCGUCUCCCAAAAGCCCCGGAGCUGCGUCUCCCAAAAGCCCCGGAGCUGCGUCUCCCAAAAGCGCCGGAGCUGCGUCCCCCAAAAGCGCCGGAGCUGCGUCCCCCAAAAGCGCCGGAGCUGCGUCCCCCAAAAGCGCCGGAGCUGCGUCCCCCAAAAGCCCUGGAGCUGCGUCCCCCAAAAGCCCUGGAGCUGCGUCCCCCAAAAGCCCUGGAGCUGCGUCUCCCAAAAGCUUUUUCCCUACAGUCUGUGGAUGGGCUCUUUGGGGGUCAUGGCAGCAAUAUUGUCCUCCUUGGAGAGAAGUCAGUGUAUGCAUGUGGCAGGGGGUGGGUGCAGUUCUGUAGUCUACGGGGUGGGCAGGACUGA
Molecule: messenger RNA, 519 nt
Organism: Staurois parvus
Lineage: Eukaryota; Metazoa; Chordata; Amphibia; Anura; Ranidae
Source: the annotation of a GenBank genome assembly